Messenger RNA from Dentiscutata erythropus, 369 nucleotides. Lineage: Eukaryota; Fungi; Glomeromycota; Glomeromycetes; Diversisporales; Gigasporaceae. The record is from the annotation of a GenBank genome assembly.
AUUCUUGGUGGAACAACAUGUGUUUUGCAACCACCUGAAGUUUCAGUAAACAACCCUUUUAAGAAUAGGAUAACCCAAAGAUGGAAAAAGUGGAUGGGCAAAGGAAAAGCAUCUGGACUUAUGCUUAACCCUGAUGGUAGUGAAGAUUUUAAAAUGUCAAGUCGCCUCCAAGCCAUUAUUGCAAAUUAUAUGGAUGAAGUAAUUUUUGAUGAAGAGGAACAGAGUAAUGAAUCUGAGAAUUUAGGCAGUGAAUCGAGUCCUGAUAAACUUGAUGAGGAUGUGUUGGAUAAUGAUUUCAAAAAUAUGAUAGAUACUGAUUUUGAAAAUAUAAGUAUUGGUUUUGAAGAUACAAUAAAUAUUGAUGAUUGA